This is a messenger RNA of Suillus subalutaceus, 885 nucleotides long. Its product is annotated as integral membrane protein S linking to the trans Golgi network-domain-containing protein. The transcript has 4 exons. Bases 38 to 694 code for a protein of 218 amino acids. Lineage: Eukaryota; Fungi; Basidiomycota; Agaricomycetes; Boletales; Suillaceae. Gene Ontology annotation, cellular component: Golgi membrane; trans-Golgi network. The record is from RefSeq and is a predicted model, not a curated record. Gene Ontology annotation, biological process: Golgi to endosome transport; protein localization to Golgi apparatus; Golgi to plasma membrane protein transport.
CUGCAGACUUGAAAGCUAAUUUAGUACUGUAGUAACGAUGGCGGCGUCAUCUCGGGCAUCGAACGCUAGCUGGGACCCAAUCCUCCUUAUAUCUCAGAUUAUUUCAAUGCAAACUCUCCAUUAUCUAACCCUCUCCGUCCUCAUCCCCCCAUUAUUGUCCAUCUUUGCGGAGGCCGGCGCACUCAUCUUCGAAGGAGGGGCAACAAAUGUCGGGAUGAUCAUGGAUUGGCGAGAAAUGGCUGGCCGUCCAACAGUCCGUGGAAUGCAGGGCGAAGAUAGGUGGGACGCUUACUAUGGCGCCUGGAGCGGCGGUAAACAGCUCGGUUCCGGGUGGGAGGAAGGCAGGUGGGACGGAUGGACCGACCCUAUGCGAGGUUGGGUAAUAGCAUUCUCAUGGAUUAUCGCUUCCUUUGCAGACAUAUACUAUUUAUGUAUUCUCAUUCGACGACCGCGUUUCAUCUUGGAUUUCGCGCUAACACUCGCCUUCAGUCACCUCGUACUCACAACUUAUUACUCGGCUUCAAUACCCACCUCUUUGUUCUUCUGGCUCGUCAUUUUCGCAUGGUCAGCAAUAACAGUAAUAAUUGCGGAGCAACUCUGUGUGAAGAGAGAGAUGGCCGAAGGAUUGGUUAUUUCUCCUCCAAGGGACGAAGCCGAUGAAUUGGAGAUGGGAGAAUUGCUUCGCAGAGAUUAAGUGAGUCACCGUGUAUCUUGUGGCCCAGCUGCUUGUAGUACUGGUCUUAAUUUAACUGAAGCCCCUUUGCAUAUGCAAUACCUGGUGGUGUCCAGUACCGUCUAGAUCUUGCCAAGGUUUGAGUGGCGUAGAAGAUAUCACCAAUUUGUUUAAUGCUUAGCCAUCUGCAGAACUCAUUACCGCUUAGGUGA